CGAAGGUUGCGAAUUUGGUGAGUGAAGUGUUCUGGAGCGAAGAUCCGUCAGAUGAAGAACAAUCCAUGGUUUUUGUGCCAGGAGGGAAGGUCAUUGAUCAAGCAGCUGAAGAUGAGGACACUACCCUCGAACUCCUGUGAAGAGGUCCUGCAGUUGAGAUGGCUAACCUCCAACAACCAUGGCCAUCUUUUUAUCUGUCAGGAUUGCUAAUGGAAGGAAACAUUAGACCUGAAUCAAAGGUGAAAAGUGAAACCCCAGAAGUUGGAGCCAAGCUUUCAAGCCAAUCUAAUUCUGUUUUUGUAAAUCCCUUGAAGACCAAAUCCGGAAAGCUAUCCAUGCCAAACAAGGUUAAGGAGUACAAAGGGACCAAGAGUGCAUCUUUGAAGGAUCUCUGCCCAGAGGACAAAAGGCGCAUUGCUAACUUAAUCAAAGAGCUUGCAAGAGUAAGUGAAGAGAAAGAAGAAACUGUGGAACGAUUAAAGGCAGAACAUGAAUCAUUUGAAAAGAAAAUCAGAGAACUGGAGGACCAGAAUGAACUCAUUGUCAUGGAACGGGAAGCGUUGCAACACCAGUAUGAAAAAUGCCAGGAACUCCUGAGUGUUUACCAAAACUGCCUCUCUGAGCAGAAAGAAAAAUUGAACCAGUGCUUUCCUGAGUCCUGGAACAAUAAGGAAAAGGUAUGUAGUGAGAAGAGUCCUCCUCAGCUGGUUUCUUCAGACCGAGAUGGCUCCUAUCUUGGAACUGUGCCUCCUUGUACCUUAGAUGCUUCUGGCAAAACUAAACACGUGCUUGUUGGUCCAUCCUUUGCACCACAGCCUGACCUGGGCCUGUAUUUCCCAAACCACAACGCUGUCCAUCAAAAUCAGCGUACUGAAAGUUUUCCAUCUCAAAAUGGUUGUGGUAAAAAAUCUGGCAAUACAGUUCAAGGAGAGCCAUUUGAAGACAGACAUUAUAACAUGAACAAACAGGUAGAUGUGGGUGCUGUGCAGGCCGGUACCUUUUGUGAUUCUAAUGUCGGUCAACCUUCUCACUGUGGAUGGUUGAGAAAUAGAGAGCUUGCUGAUGAAAAUCAAUUGAUCAAUAUAAGAAAUGGGCAUUUAAAGCCAUUAAUUGAAUGCAACCCCUGCUCUGGAAUGUCUCAUGAUCCAGCAAUGAAUAAUCAAGAGGAAGUAACAGCUGAAGAAGUUUUGAACGGAAAGAAGCUGCUCAUAGACCAAAAGCAGCAACUGAUCUGUCAGAAAAUGGAGCUGGAACUGGAGAAAGAAAGACUGCAAAGAUUGCUCGCUCAGCGGGAGACCCUUUUCUUUCGAAAGCAACAGCAAUUACACGAGUCAAGGUUGGAUUACAGCAGGUAUUUGAGAUCAGAGGAUGAUCUUUUUCAUGGUAAUUUGCAACAUCAGGAAAGGAACAUCAAAGCAUCGAUGACAGAACCGUGGGAAAGAUUAAGUGCUGGAAACAAAGUUUUAGAACCUUUUAAUCCAGAAUUGGAUGCCUUUAGGUGUACAGCCUCUUUAUACCCUACUUGUGCUCAAAAUAAAGAAACAGGGACUCCACUUUUGAAAAAAGAUGUGGCUACUUCUCCCCUUCUAUUACUUACCAAAAAUGAAUCUGUCAGCACAGCAACAUCACCCUUUUGGGUUGAAUCAGCACGCAAUGAAGCCUCCCUUGUUCAUUUGGUGGAUGCAUUGAGUCCAAUUUGCUUACAAAAACAUAAUUUGCACAUCAAGGAAGGAAACAGAAAACCAAGGAAAAGCAGCGCAAUGCAAAGCAGAAAACAUCAAAAUCUUGCUAAGACUGGAACAGCUCCAACAGACAGUGGGGAUUCAGAUGAAGAACUUGAAGAAAGCAGAAUGUUAGAGGAUGUUUUCUUUAUUUAAGAAGGGGUGGGGUUGAACAUUCUCACUGACAUGAGUUAACCAUUAUGAUUUUUUAAUUCUUUUAACAAAACUGUGGAGUAUCGAAGAAUGCUUUAGUGUCCAAUUGGUGUGCAGCAUCCAAAAGUCCCUCUUUAACCUUUAAUGCUUUGGAGCAUUGUGGCAAAGUGUGCUUUGAUGGGUUAAUAGAAAAUGUAAAGUGAUUAGCAAGCUAUGUAUGGAAUUCAUUAAAACUGAUAACUACAGUAUAUUUCCAGCAAUCUUCCUGUGACAUAUUAUUUUUGAAGCUUUAAAAAAAUGAAUUGCCUUAACUAACCUUUCUGUUGGUUUUUUUUUAUAUUUACUGAAAGUGUAUUUAUCACACUCGCUACCUAUAAUACUCAUAUCAAGAAUAUACGUAAUGGCAAUCAACUUAUUGCAAAAACACUGAGAAA
Molecule: messenger RNA, 2308 nt
Organism: Chiloscyllium plagiosum (whitespotted bambooshark)
Lineage: Eukaryota; Metazoa; Chordata; Chondrichthyes; Orectolobiformes; Hemiscylliidae
Source: RefSeq, a predicted model, not a curated record